CUCGUAGGCUUCAGGUCCGGCUUCCGGUUUCGUCGCGCUGCGCUGGCACAGAGCCUGUGCGCAGCGGCGACACCUUUGUGGGCGGCGGGGCGUUCGUAGACCCUUCUAGAACCCUCUAGGCCUCGCCGCCGGCCCUGGAGUUGACGCGCGUGCUGCUGGGUAACGGGCCAGUUCGGGCGGCCCCGGGCCGCCCCUGCUCGGCUCCUCUUGUGACCUCCUGGGCCCUUGACUGCGGGAGCCGCGGCGGAAGACAUGGGAUUCCCUCGGUGCACCUGUGACGGCCACCUUGACGGGGGAAGCGGUGGCGUCUUCGAGGAAACCGGAAGCCCGUGGUGACCCCUGGCGACCCGGUUUGUUUUCAGCCGGCUUUCAAACACUGGGGAAGCGAAACCCGGUGGCCUUGGGGACCGCCCUACGUAGCCAGGGUUCAGGCUGCCAUGGACACACUAGUAGAAGAUGACAUCUGCAUUCUGAAUCAUGAAAAGGCCCACAGGAGAGAGGCAGUGACUCCACUCUCAGCAUAUCCUGGAGAUGAGUCUGUUGCUUCACAUUUUGCACUGGUCACUGCUUAUGAAGAUAUCAAGAAGAGACUUAAGGAUUCAGAGAAAGAAAACUCCUUCUUAAAGAAAAGAAUAAGGGCUUUGGAAGAAAAGCUUGUUGGAGCUCGAGCAGAUGAAGAAACAAGUUCUGUGGGCCGAGAACAAGUGAAUAAGGCCUAUCAUGCAUAUCGCGAGGUUUGCAUUGAUAGAGACAAUCUGAAGAACAAAUUGGAAAAGAUAAAUAAAGACAACUCUGAAUCUUUGAGAAUGUUGAAUGAGCAGCUACAGUCUAAAGAAGUAGAACUUCUGCAGCUGAGAACAGAGGUGGAGACUCAGCAGGUGAUGAGAAAUUUAAAUCCACCCUCAUCCAACUGGGAGGUGGAAAAGCUAAGCUGUGACUUGAAGAUCCAUGGUUUGGAACAAGAGCUGGGACUACUGAGGAAAGAGUGCAGUGCCCUCAGAACAGAGCUGCAGAAAGCCAGACAGACGGGCUCCAACAAGGCCACACCUCCCAAUCCUUUAUGGUUCUACCAACUGCAGACCAAGCCUUCAAACAAUGAGCCUGUGGGAACCAUUCCUAUUCCUAUUCCACCUCAGGGUCCAUCUCAGGAAGACAUUCUGCAGGACAGAGAUGUCAUCAGGCCGAGCUUGUCGAGAGAAGAGCAUGUUCCACACCAGGGCCUUCACCACAGUGAUAAUAUGCAACAUGCAUACUGGGAACUGAAGAGGGAGAUGUCUAACUUACACCUGGUGACUCAAGUGCAAGCAGAACUACUAAGAAAACUGAAAACCUCAGCUGCAGUCAAGAAAGCCUGUACCCCAGUAGGAUGUGUUGAAGACCUCGGGAGAGACAGCACAAAAUUGCACUUGACAAAUUUUACUGCAACUUACAAAAGACAUCCCUCUUUGUCAAAUGGCAAAGCUACAUGUUAUGCCCCGUCUUCCCCUUUACCAGGAGAUAGAAGGGUUUUCUCAGACAAAGCAGGUCUUCAGUCAUGGACAGAUAACGAGAGAUUGGUUCCUAAUGACGGUGCAGACUUUCCAGAGCACAGCUCCUAUGGGAGAAAUUCUCUGGAAGAUAAUUCCUGGGUUUUCCCAAGCCCUCCUAAAUCAAGUGAGACAGCAUUUGGUGAGAACAAAAGCAAAAUCUUACCUUUAUCCAACCUGCCACCCCUGCAUUACCUGGAUCAGCAUAAUCAGAACUGCCUUUACAAAAGUUGACUUGACUCGUGAUUCGAUCAGGAAGACACUGGUUCAGUGGGUCUCCCAAAAGAUUGUUCAGACUGAAAGUGGACUUUGAUUGAUGUCUUGUGGAGUUCUCCAGUAUGUACAUUUGCACAUUCUGUACAACAUUAUAUAUGUAAUUGAUUUUCCAGUAUGGGAACCUUCAGUUAUACCUUUGAUAACAAUUACAAAUUUUUGCUUCUUAGAGUGGAAAUGAAAAUUUUAGGCAUGGUCUUAUAAAGUAUGUGACCUGCCUAAAUAUCCAAUCAUUAAAUAAAAAGCAGCCGUUAGUAUAAAAGAAAAACCAUGUCUGCUGGUUUAGAUUAUAUCAAGAAGCAAGUAAGAAUGUGAAUAAUAGGUUGUGCUUCUGUAAAUUCCUGAUGCAUAAAGAUUUGAAAUAUAAUGGAAUAAAAAGUAGGUUAUGACAUCUCUAUGCUAUUGUUUAAAGUUUUAAGAUUUAAAAUCAUUUUUAAGUAAAAUGUUUGUAUAUACAAAUUUAAAGUGCAAUUUGAAUUCUAAGACUUGAACUAAUGACUAUUGAAGCCAACUUUUUCCCAGUAUAUUCAAAUCCUAAAUAGUUAAAAAUGAUGUGGUAUGUGAAUAAACUAUUAUAUAACCUUAUACAAUGUCCAGUUAAAAGUAGAAAGAGCAUCUCACAGGGCAGUCUCUUCAGUGACGCAUAGUGAACUCACCAUGUGGUCAUUUUCAGCAGGACAGCUAUUUGUUUUACACAGAGCAGCUUAUAUACUGUUAGAUUAUGACAUUUGAGAAAAUAAAUGCUAAUUAGCUGCAUCUAGAACUAAAUUUUGUGCUGUACAAUUAUGAAAUAUCCCCAGACUCAUUCUAAGUGCCCAAUCACUUGUAACUAAGUAAAGAAAUAACAAAGAUGGCUUCAUGUGGAAAUUCAUCUAGAUUCCUUCAAGGUCGAAGCAUUAAGAGUGUUAGUAAUCAUGUAUUACUGUUUGAUGUAAGAAGACUGUCCUUUUCUAAGUGGCAUUUCAUGUAUCUUGAAUCCAGAGGAUCUCUGACCUUGUAUCACCGAAUAGAAUGCAUAGCCAGGCACUGUUCACUGUUGAGUUAUCUCAUUCACUUACUCAUGCCUGCCCACAAUUAAUGGAAUUGAUGUCAGAUACUGGAAUGUGUUCUGACCAGUGAACACAGCUGACUCAAGGGAGUACAGGCUCCUGCCAAGUAAUACAGUAAGACUCAAUAUGCAUAAAACAAAUACACAACCCCAGGCUCUAGCUGAAGGAACUAACUAUCUGUGUAAUAAGAAAGCAGACACAUUUCUCAUGUGGCUGCUGAGGCUGUCCAUCAUCUUAGGACUAAUGUAGCUUACUGGUUUGCUUUUUAUUCAAACCAAGAUGAGAAGUUUUCUUUUGUAAAGAGUCUUAUAAUGUUUUUGAACAAUGCCAAGAAAUUGUUUUAAUUAAAAUUAUUUUUGUUUUUAAAAUGGAAUUGGAUGUGAAAUACUGUCCUUGCCUAUGUAUAUUUCCAAAGUCUGGUAUUAAUUUGUCCAACAUACUCUGAAUGGAGUGAAUUCCCUCUAGCCAGUAGUAACAGUUAUCAAGAAGGAUUGCUAGAGCAGUCUGGUGUUAACAGUCAGAGUGUUAAAAGCCGGUGUAAGACUCCUUAGCUAGAAAAGAGAAACCCUAAAAUAGUCUUUCCUGGUCAGGAAAAUGUUUAAAUAUAUACUUAGUCAAUGGUACCAUCUGUAUUUUGUGAUUCAUUAAAAUUGACAGUUCUUUUGUUCCUUUUCAUACUAGCUGAAAACCCCAACCAGCUUCCCCUGAAUCUUCUGUAAUAGCUGGAUUUGUUUUGUAAGAAAAUCAAAUUAAGCUCACCUGUAACUCAAUAAUAUUAGGAUACAACUAACAGUAGCCACAUGCUCCUUCCUCUUGGUCCUUUAUUGUAUUGAGCCAAGGCCAAAAUAGAACUACCCCCAUAAACCUAUAAAAAAAAAAAAAAAAAAAAA
Messenger RNA from Mus pahari (shrew mouse), 3738 nucleotides. RefSeq names its product 5-azacytidine induced 2 (gene Azi2). Lineage: Eukaryota; Metazoa; Chordata; Mammalia; Rodentia; Muridae. Bases 438 to 1760 code for a protein of 440 amino acids. Gene Ontology annotation, biological process: canonical NF-kappaB signal transduction. The record is from RefSeq and is a predicted model, not a curated record. The transcript is spliced from 9 exons. Gene Ontology annotation, cellular component: cytoplasm.